This is a messenger RNA of Lathyrus sativus (Indian pea), 345 nucleotides long. Lineage: Eukaryota; Viridiplantae; Streptophyta; Magnoliopsida; Fabales; Fabaceae. The record is from the annotation of a GenBank genome assembly.
AUGGAAGCAGACUAUCGCACUGUGAUGGACCUGUUAUACUUCUUGUUAACAUUAAUGGUUGUUUGGUUGAUGAGAUGCAGACUCAAAUCAACCUAUAUGAAAGAGUUGGACACAAUGUGGAUAUCCCUUUUGGUUGUGCCUUCUGAAAUUUUAGCAGUUCUAGUGAAUCCACGUACACCUCAUGUAUGGCUUGUUCGAGUUGUUUUCGCAUUCACUAUCUAUGUCGAACCUGUUUCAGUACUUCCACAAAUUCGUUACAUGCAAAAUGCAAAGAUGGUUGAACCAUUCACAGGAUAUUAUUUCUUUGCUCUGGAUAUUUCAAUAUUCUUUGCACUAGCUUAUUAG